AUGUUGGCCUCCCUUUACGCCGCCUUCUGCCUCGGCUCUCUGCUAUUCUCCCCGGCGCGGGCCCUCCUGGAAGAUUUUGAGGUCUAUCAACCGGUCACUAUAAGCCAUGGCAGCACUGAGUGCAAUGAAGAGAUUCUAUUGAUGGACCAUGUAUUCGGCUAUAGCUAUGGGGAACCAUACGUCGGGAUCUACGAUCCACCAAACUGUACAUUUGACACCGUUCGAAUCAAUUUCACUGUCACCUCGAAAGGUACCCAGUAUGACCGUUUGGCGCUCAUGUAUCUGGGGGACACAGAGGUGUUCCGCACAUCAACAGCGGAGCCAACAACCGAUGGAAUCAUCUGGACGUAUAUCAAAGACAUGUCACAGUUCAACGUAUUGUGGAAAAAGGAGCAGAAGCUGAUAUUCGAUCUUGGAAACAUCAUCACCGACGUCUAUACCGGGUCCUAUAAUACCACGCUGACGGCAUAUUUCUCGUAUGAGGGCAACGUCAAGACCCCCGACGUCAUCCUUCCUAUCUCUGCACUCAAAUCAGCGCAGAACGCGUCAAGCGAUUUUGAGCUCCCAACGGAUAAUGCUACCGUGCUAUACCAGAUUCCUCCGACAACGUCCCGUGCCGUUGUCUCCAUCUCGGCAUGUGGCCAGUCAACGGAAGAGUUCUGGUGGUCCAAUGUCCUUUCUGCUGAUGAAUACUCCUUUGACAACACCAUCGGUGAGCUGUACGGGUACUCCCCCUUCCGAGAAGUCCAGCUCUAUAUCGAUGGCAUUCUUGCCGGUGUGGACUGGCCAUUUCCCAUUAUUUUCACUGGUGGUGUCGCACCCGGCUUCUGGCGUCCCAUUGUGGGUAUUGACGCCUUUGACCUACGGCAACCUGAGAUCGAUAUCUCUCCCUUCCUCCCCUUACUUACGGAUGGCGGCUCUCAUUCAUUUGAAAUCAGAAUUACGGGCUUGAAUGUUUCAGACGAUGGAACAGUUACUUUCUCGGACACUGUUGGCUCCUACUGGGUGGUCACCGGCACCAUCUUCCUGUACCUAGAUGACUCUGUGUCAUAUUCCGUUGCAAACUCCACGAACGGCCAACCACCAGAGGUAAUUGCACCUGCACCAUCCUUUGAUGUCACUCGAAACUUGGUCCAGAGUCGAAACGGGACGAACGAAACCUUGUCAUACUCUGUCUUGGCCGAGAGAACACUCACCGUGACGUCUUCUGAAUAUUCCUGGAGCCAGAACCUGUCGUACUCCAAUUAUGGUUUCCUGAACCAGCAAGGAUUGAGCCAGAAAAACAACCAACAGACCUUCGGCCAGAAUUCGAUUUCACAGCUUACGGGAAACAAAACCACCGAUGAGGUGACGUUCGAAUAUCCUUUGUUCUGUAACACCACGUACGGACUGGAAGAUGGACUUUCCAUAAGCGCCUUGAUACGCCGAGGGCUGGACAUCGAAUCGACCGGUAGUCUCGGUGUUUCCACGUAUACCUUCACCUCUGGGGCUUUGGAUCUACACACCGAGCAAUGGGGCACGGCAUACUACUAUGAGUCCUCGGAUGGCAAUCGCUCAGUCUCCACCGGGGAAACAACCGACGUUUUUCAGAGCAAUGCUGGUGGGGUUCCAUACUAUCGAAACGUCCGUGCGGUGAAUGGCACCGUUGUAUCCGACACAGACAGCUAG
Aspergillus ibericus CBS 121593 is the source of this 1668-nucleotide messenger RNA. RefSeq lists its product as uncharacterized. The record is from RefSeq and is a predicted model, not a curated record. The transcript is spliced from 2 exons. NCBI's taxonomy places the organism in Eukaryota, Fungi, Ascomycota, Eurotiomycetes, Eurotiales, Aspergillaceae. Bases 1 to 1668 code for a protein of 555 amino acids.